AUUGAUGGCAUGAAUAAACAAACAGAAGCAGACUUUGUCGAGACGCAACUACUUAGGCAACCCGGUGUACUGGAAGCCACUAUUUUGUUUACGUCCAAAACCUCACACGUAACUUACGACUCUCUUGCUAUCGGACCACGUGAUAUCAUCAAACAGAUUGAAAGUUUGGGUUACACGGUUCAACUCCAACAUCCUGAUCGAAAACCAUUCGGUGAACAUACUCCCUCGAACAGGUGGCGCAACUCUUUCCUCCUCAGUCUUUUCUUUGCUGUACCCACCAUGCUCGUUAUGAUGAUAUUCAUGGCAUUGUGGCCUCAUACAGCACCAGAGGGUUGCCCACCGCAUUUUCGUGAUUCUGACAUAAUCCGGUCUCAGUUUGGAAACAGCUCCUCGUCGAAUGCGCAUCAUUAUUCACUACGGAGCCUGCAUUCUUUAAGUGAACAACCAAUGGUGAUGCCCGGUCUUUCAUUGGAAAAUCUGCUUCUUUUUCUACUUGCCACUCCCAUUCAAACCAUUGGCGGUAGGUACUUUUACGUACAAGCCUACAAAUCUCUAACCCACGGCAUGGCGAACAUGGAUGUUCUGAUCGUGAUGGCAACGUCAAUCGCCUACGCGUACUCUGUCGUGGUGUUGCUUAUUGCCAUGAUUGGUCGUUGGCCGACUAGUCCGCGUACUGUGUUCGAAACAUCACCCAUGUUGUUCGUGUUUGUCUCGCUAGGUCGAUGGUUAGAACACGUGGCCAAGGAAAAACCUCGAAUGAUCUUUGCUGCAUGUCGUGAGAUCACCACUGAUUCUUAUCGAGCACCGAGUACCGCUCUGUAA
Echinostoma caproni is the source of this 822-nucleotide messenger RNA. NCBI's taxonomy places the organism in Eukaryota, Metazoa, Platyhelminthes, Trematoda, Plagiorchiida, Echinostomatidae. The record is from the annotation of a GenBank genome assembly.